Molecule: messenger RNA, 6617 nt
Organism: Pimephales promelas (fathead minnow)
Lineage: Eukaryota; Metazoa; Chordata; Actinopteri; Cypriniformes; Leuciscidae
Gene: jag1a
Product: jagged canonical Notch ligand 1a
Biological process (GO): cell communication; Notch signaling pathway; multicellular organism development
Cellular component (GO): membrane
Molecular function (GO): calcium ion binding; Notch binding
Source: RefSeq, a predicted model, not a curated record
UCAGUCGCAUUCGCAGCUUUUCCUCUCCAGCCCGUGGGCAUUGUUGUAAAAACAGAAGGACAAUACAAGAAUAGAGUGGAGGAUAAUAGAGCCUCUAAAGGGGCAUCAGGGAAUCUGUCUAUUGGAUCUGAGCGGCUCAGUCCUCGUGCAUGAGGCACUAUAUGAGAGCCGUGUGUCGGAUGAACGUGUAGUUUCACAGCGAACAGACAGACAGAGGAGGCAUGAUUCUGAGACGGAGUCCAAGUUUUGCGGUGCUGUCCGUUCAUGUGCUUUUGCGGUGCCUGUGGAUGCGGGUAUGUGAGGCAUCGGGACAUUUUGAGAUGCAGGUUCUGUCCGUGCAGAACGUGAACGGGGAGCUGCAGAGCGGCGCGUGCUGUGACGGUGCACGCGCCGCGUUGGACCGCACAUGCACGGCGGACGAGUGCGAUACGUUUUUCCGCGUGUGUUUGAAGGAGUAUCAGACGCGGGUAACUUCGGGAGGCCCGUGCAGUUACGGAAGCGGAUCUACGCCCGUUAUCGGUGGGAAUACUUUUUCUGUCAAGCCCCUCGACAACACGAACGAUAAAUCCAGGAUUGUGCUGCCCUUCAGUUUCGCGUGGCCGAGGUCAUAUACGUUGAUUGUGGAGGCUUUGGACUUCAAUAAUGACUCAAGCACUGGCAGCAUUAAUGGACAAGUGAUCGAGAAAGCGGUCCAGUCGGGCAUGAUCAACCCGGACCGUCAGUGGUUGCCUCUGAAGCACAACGGCCCCGUGGCUCAGUUCCAGUACCAGAUUCGGGUGACUUGCGACGAGCAUUACUUUGGCUUCGGCUGCAAUAAGUUCUGUCGGCCCAGAGAUGACUUCUUCGGCCACUAUACCUGCGAUCACAAUGGCAACAAGACCUGCUUGGAGGGAUGGGCUGGCCCAGAAUGCAACACUGCGAUCUGUAAGCAGGGCUGCAGCACAGAGCAUGGCUCCUGUAAAGUGCCUGGAGACUGCAGGUGUCAGUACGGCUGGCAGGGCGAGUAUUGUGACCAGUGUAUUCCACAUCCCGGCUGUGUGCACGGCACAUGCGUCGAACCCUGGCAAUGCCUGUGUGACACAAACUGGGGAGGGCAACUCUGUGACAAAGAUUUGAACACCUGUGCCACGCGGCAGCCCUGUCUCAAUGGCGGCACCUGCAGUAACACCGGACCAGACAAAUACCACUGUGCCUGUCCUGAUGGCUACUCUGGACAGAACUGCGAGAGAGCGGAUAAUGCCUGUCUGUCUGAGCCCUGCUUGAACGGAGGGAGUUGUGUGGAGUCCAGUCAGGGGUUUGAGUGCCAGUGUGCGCCGGGCUGGACAGGACCGUCCUGCAAUAUCAACAAAGAUGACUGCAGUCCGAACCCGUGCAAUCACAGCGGUGUGUGUGUGGACCUGGUGGACGCUUUUAAAUGCAUCUGCCCCGUGCAGUGGAGCGGGAAGACGUGUCUCAUUGAUGCUAAUGAGUGUGAGGAAAGCCCAUGCAUCAAUGCCCACUCCUGCCGGAAUCUGAUUGGCGGAUACUUUUGCGAGUGCCUCCCCGGUUGGAUUGGACAGAAUUGCGACAUCAAUUUCAACGACUGCCAUGGACAGUGUCUUAACGGAGGGCUGUGUAAGGAUCUGGUCAGUGGAUAUCGGUGUGUGUGCGCACCGGGCUUCGCAGGGGAACACUGCGAGCGGGACGUGGACGAGUGCGCUAGUCGACCCUGUCUGAACGGCGGACGCUGCCAGGACGCUGCCAACGGAUUCCAGUGCUUGUGUCCACCUGGUUUCUCAGGUGUCACGUGUCAGCUGGACAUAGACUACUGUGAGAGCGGCCCGUGUCAGAACGGAGCGCAGUGUUUUAGUCUGGCCUCGGAUUACUACUGUAAAUGUCCAGAAGAUUACGAAGGCAAAAACUGCUCUCAACUCAAAGACCACUGCCUCAUCACACCAUGCCAAGUGAUUGACAGUUGCACGGUUGCCGUGGCGUCUAACAGCACUCCAGGCGGCACACGCCUCCUCUCCUCCAGUGUGUGUGGUCCUCACGGGCGCUGUCGAAGCCACGCCGGUGGGCAUUUCAGCUGCGAGUGUCAGGAGGGAUUCACAGGGACGUACUGCCAUGAGAACAUCAAUGACUGUGAAAGUAGUCCCUGCCGCAAUGGUGGUACUUGCAUUGAUAAAAUCAACACUUACCAGUGUAUCUGUGCUGAUGGAUGGGAGGGACCCAACUGUGAGACCAACAUUGACGACUGCAGCAUGAACCCCUGUCGGGACCGAGGAGUGUGCCGGGAUCUGGUCAAUGACUUUUACUGCGAGUGCGAAAACGGCUGGAAGGGAAAGACCUGUCAUUCACGCGAGAGCCAGUGUGACGAGGCUACUUGCAACAACGGCGGCACGUGCUCAGACGAAGGCGACUCGUUCAAGUGCAUGUGUGCUCCUGGAUGGGAAGGCGCCACCUGUAAUAUAGCGAAGAACAGCAGCUGCCUGCCGAACCCCUGUGAGAACGGAGCCACGUGUGUCGUGACAGGUGACGGCUUCACCUGUGUCUGCAAAGAAGGCUGGGAAGGGCUCACCUGCAGCCAGAAUUCCAACGAUUGCAACCCACAACCAUGCUAUAACAGCGGUACGUGUGUGGACGGGGAUAACUGGUACCGCUGUGAGUGCGCCAGUGGAUUCGCAGGGCCGGACUGUCGCAUCAACAUCAAUGAGUGCCAGUCGUCUCCCUGUGCAUUCGGGUCCACGUGUGUGGACGAGAUUAAUGGCUACCGCUGCUUGUGUCCCCCCGGCAGGACCGGGUCCAGGUGUCAGGAAGUCACCGGACAUCCGUGUGUGGCUGGAGGUCGGAUCGCUGUGGAUGGAGCGAAGUGGGCCGAAGACUGCAACACCUGUUACUGUCACAAGGGCAUCGUGAGCUGUACUAAGCUGUGGUGUGGCCCUAAACCCUGCCGUAUGCUCGGCUCGGGGCGAGGUGACUGUCCGCUGGGUCAGCUGUGUGUGUCGCUGCGUGACGAACAGUGUUUCGUAAAGCCCUGCUCGUCUCAGGGCGAGUGCAUGUCUGCUCACCGGCCGGCCGUACGUGCGCGCUGUCACCCCGAGAGCGACUGCGCCAACGUCACCUUCACCUUCAACAAGGACACCAUGCCACAGGGAGUGACGGUGGAGCAGGUGUGUCGUGAGCUGAGACAUCUGUAUGUGACUAAGAAUGUUUCGACUGAGUUCUCCAUCUCUAUGACCUGUGAACUCUCUACUGCCGCCAAUAAUGAGAUCCAUGUGGCCAUCCAUGUGACUGAGGAUGGCAUCCACGGCCGAGUUCCAGUUAAAGAGAUCACGGACAGCAUCAUCGAUCUGGUGAGCAAACACAGCGCGAACAGCACCAUCAUCGGCUCCAUCGCUGAGGUCCGCGUGCAGCGCAGGCAACCGCAAAACCCCAAUGUAGACUACUUGGUGCCACUGCUGGUUUCCAUCGUGACGGCGAUCUGGGUUUUGGCCCUGGCGUCGGUGUUCCUGUGGUGUGUGCGCCAUCGCCGCAAACAAAGCUCCAGCCCCACCGCCAUCAACCCCGCCACCCCGUUCUCCACAGGAACCGCAGAGGAAAACACGGUGAACAAUGCCCGUGAGCAACUCAACCAGAUCAAGAACCACAUCGAGAAGAACGCGUCUAACGGCAGCCUGCCAGGGAAAGAGCACCUCUGUGACGUCAAGAACACCGUCAACGCCAAAAUCAGGACGCAUUUCUCCGAGUCCACCAGGCUGACGCAGGACGACCCCAACACGCGGUUGCAGAAGACACGCUUCCCGCAUCAGCCGGCCUACAUGCUGGUGGACCGAGACGACACGGACGGUAAAGCCCCGCUCUGGACUAACAAACGCGACAACAGAGACCUGGAGUCGCAACACAGAGCUCCGGAUUCACAGCAAAGAGACCCGGACACGCAACACAGCUCGCGCAAAAUGGAGUUUAUCGUAUAACAAUCAUUGACGACGUCUCGAAAAAGGUCAAAGAAUAGCCAGUGAAUCAAAAAGCUUAUUGUUGACUGUGACGACAAGUCCGGGCAGUAUUUGUUCAGGCGUUGCGCUGCAGUGUGGACCACAGGCUGGUCCGUGUCUGUGGCUGUGCGUCAGUCAGUGUCUGUAGGGCCUGGAGACAUUAGCCUGUGCGGAACGUAGAGCCUCGAUGACGAAACCUGAACGUGAAUGUAAUUGGCCAGAAUCUGCUACGGAUCUCACUAAAAACAUGUCCGGGUCACAUUUCACCCUAGAAAUCAUAGACAUUAGUAGAUGACAAUUAAGCACAUUUGUCUCCCAAAUUCUCAUUAUUAUCUUGGGGUUUUUUUUUUUUGUCGUAAUAUCCUCAAAAGUGAAAUACUGCAGUUUUGUACAGUAACAAAUACUGUAAUACUAGGAUUUUUUUUUUUUUUUGCAAAUCAGCAUAAAUUUGGGGUACAUUUACAUGACAACAAUGUACUAGAAAUGGCAAAGUUUUUCCUUCGCAUUUUUGAAAAUUUUCUGUUCGCACAGAUCCACGAUAACAAUGAAAAGAUGUGCUGUAUUAUUCAUGCCAGGCCAGUAGAUGGCGAUGCCACGUUGUAAAGAAACACUACGUGCCUAUUGAUUAAAAACGUAACGCACAAGCGUUGUAGUUUACACUGAGACGAUAAUGGUAUCAUUUUUCAAAAACAUGCACCUUGAAACCUGUUUUCAAAAGUUUUCACGCCCCAAAAAACGCAACUGUCGCGUAAAUGAGCAGCCAAAAGGUUUUCAAUUUUUAAUUGAUCUCGUGUAAACGCCCCCCAAAGGCAGUACAAUUAAUUCUACAACUGCUAUAAACGGCUAUAUCGAUAUUUUUAAUUAGGCUGCUGUCACUUUAAGACCUGACGCACGGAUCCAUUACACUGUUACACAUGCGUUUACUUUCUAUAAAUCUAUAAAUACUGCAGUUUUAUACAGUAACAAAUACUGUAAUACUAGGAUUUUUUUUUUGCAAAUCAGUGUAAAUUUGGGGUGUAAUGUACUAGAAAUGGCAACGUUUUUCCUUCGCAUUUUUGAAAAGUUUCUGUUCGCACAGAUCCACGAAAACAAUUAAAAGAAGUGCUGUAUUAUUCAUGCCAGGCCAGUAGAUGGCGAUGCCACGUUGUAAAGAAACACUACGUGCCUAUUGACUAAAAACACACAAGCGUUGUAGUUUACACUGAGACGAUAAUGGUAUCGUUCUUCAAAAACAUGCACCUUGAAACCUGUUUUCAAAAGUUUUCACGCCCCAAAAACGCAACUGUCGCGUAAAUGAGCAGCCAAAAGGUUUUCUGUUUUUAGUUGCUCUCGUGUAAACGCCCCCCAAAGGCAGUACAAUAAAUUCUACAAUAAAAAUAAUAUACCAUUAUUUUCUUUUUUCGAAUUAUGCUUGAAUUAUGCUGUUUUUGCAUCGCGGAAAUGAGAAUUACAGGGUAAUGUGCUUAAACUUUAUAGCGCUAAACAUAAAAUAUAGUGUCUUUUUACUUUCUAAUGACUUUGGGAUGAAAUUAGCCAUGGAAAUGUUGCUGAGGGUUUCGUGAACUGAACGGCACAUGCAGACUGGAUUCAGUUUUAAAACUUAAUGCACCAGAAAUAGCUUGUAAAUCAAUUAUUACUGGUGUAUCAUGUGCUUGAAGAUUGUAUUUAACGCCCAUUUAUUGGGUUUUUGACUGGAUUUUAUUUUCCCGCUCUUUCCAGCAGUUCAUUUUUAUUUAUUCUGCUCUUUUUUUCCUUUUCUUUUUUACAUGUGUACAGUCAUGCCUAGAAGUUGCUGUCUAUAUGAAAUUCACCGUCAAUUUAGAUGUUGUAUAGAUGACUUUGUACAUAUUUUCGAAUUAAUCAUUGUGUAUAUUUGAUUUAUUAACUUAAUAAUCAAGAGCCUAUCGUUUUGUUUUUAUUUAUAUACAUUGUUUAGGUUUGAUAAUGUGUCCAAUCUUUGUAUUUUUGGAUGGAAAAUAUUGUCUCUUGUUUCUGAAAUGCCAAAAUAAUAGUUUAUUUUUGAAGAAUAGCUUGUUUACUUGUGUCUAAAUCCAGAAUACAAUGUGCAAUGUUAAGAAAACGCGCAUGGCUUGUGUUUGUACUGUCCUGAGACGUAGGCUAGAUGGGAUUUCCGUCUAGUGUUGAUGCAGAUACACUUUUCUAAAACCAUUCCUGAACAUGUUUAGCAUGUUUUCUGCUCAUAACUGUGUUAAAUGAAUUUGGCAGCCCAGGAUAUCAAACAAUGCUGGUCUACUUUUUUUUAUAACAGUAUUAAAAUGAACGUGAACCAAAACGUCUAAAGGGAACGAACAGUAUUAGAAGUGCAAUGUAAUAUGAAAUAUGAAGAGAACAGAACUGAAUGUUAUUAAGCGAGACAAACAUGAAAUCAAAAUAAUUUUCGUAGACCGCUUUUAUGAAUUGAUGUGUUUCUGCUUCAGUGCCAAUCUGUGUUACUACUGCCAUGUUGUCUAGUUCAUUUGUUGAGUUUGUUCCUUUGAUUGUUUGUCUAUGAAAAAGCAGAGCCAUGAAAACAAAUCACCCUGGGGUUUGUCAAAACAUUUCUUUUCCAUUUUCAUAUUUUCAUUCAGUUGUUGACAUUUGGAUCCUUAAAUCAAAUAAAAUUUCACUUGAAUGUUUUGAAUUUAA